AUGGGUAAAAGUAUUACAUGUAAAUUGGGAAAUGGAAAUUUGAUUGACUUUUGGAAUUAUCAUUGGGUUGGUUUGCAGCCUCUAAAGGUCUCCUUUUCGUCUCUUUUCGGGGCGAUUCAGAAUGUCUCUGGUAGCAUCCUCUCAUCAGGUUACUGGGUUGAUGGAAAAUGGUGCUGGAAAGUUGUCUCGGAGACUGAUUUGUUACCGUCAUUGGCGAAAGAAGAGCUGAACCAACUGUUAAUCAUUCUGGCAGAGCUGCAACCCUUUCCAAACUCAUUGGAUUCUUUUAGUUGGUGGAGAAAUUCGGCUGGUUUUUCGGCCAAAAGUGUUUAUAAGUGGCUGUCCGGUUCGAGUUCGUUGGGGACUAUGCAGAAUUCCAUAAAUCCUUCGGUGUUUAAAAAGCUAUGGAAAGUUGUGGUUCCUUCAAACAUUAAGUUUUUCGGCUGGAGAUUAUUGCUCGAUCGUUUGCCAAAGCGUAUUCAGCUCGGGAAAAGGGGGGUUAUAUUGCCAAAUGGUUCUAGCUGUCCUUUUUGUUCUAAUGAAGAAGAAUCUGCAAUUCAUCUUUUCUUUCAUUGCUCAGCAUCAGUUCAGCUUUGGUCAAAGGUAUUUGCUUGGUUACACAUUCCGUUGUAUAAUCUGCAGGGGUCGGUCUUGGAGAACUUCGGAAUGUUCAUGUACCCGAUUGGAAACACAAAUGACAAGUUUUGGAGGAUUUUAUGGUUGGCAGCAACAUGGACAUUAUGGAAAGCUAGGAAUGAUUUGAUUUUCAAUAAUAUAACAUUCGAUUUAAAUGUGCUGUAUUAUCGGUUAAAAUCUACCUUGUGGGACUGGUUGGGAUUUUGUAACAUAGACAAUAUUGAUUUUUCUUUGGAGGAUUGGUUGAUAAAUCCUGUAGAAUGUGUAAUUUGA
Messenger RNA from Vicia villosa (hairy vetch), 909 nucleotides. RefSeq lists its product as uncharacterized. Bases 1 to 909 code for a protein of 302 amino acids. The record is from RefSeq and is a predicted model, not a curated record. The transcript has a single exon. NCBI's taxonomy places the organism in Eukaryota, Viridiplantae, Streptophyta, Magnoliopsida, Fabales, Fabaceae.